UAAUAUUUGUCGGCGUAGGUGACAGACAGCUGCAAAACAAGAAGAAGACAAUUGCAGAGAAAUUUUUUUGUUUGUUGAUGUUACCGCAAAACGCGUUUUUUAAUAAAAUAUUAAAUAAAAAUUGAAUUAAGUGUUAAAAAACAUGGAUUCCGAUUUAUAUGAUGAAUUUGGCAACUAUAUAGGUCCCGAUUUAGACAGUGAUGAAGAUGACGAUCAAAGUAUUUAUGGUCAACAGGAUCAACAAGAUGAUCAUGAUGAAGAAGCCAUGGAUGAGGAAGAGGAGCACAAUGAAGACGAAGAUAAAGAGGUAACUGCUGUGGUAUUACAUGAGGACAAACGUUAUUAUCCCACAGCUGUGGAAGUCUAUGGACCCGAUGUGGAGACUAUAGUGCAAGAAGAGGAUGCCCAGCCUUUAGAUAAACCCUUAAUAGAACCCGUCAAGAAAUUGAAAUUUCAAAUUAAAGAACAAGAAUUACCCGAUACUACGUACAACAUGGAAUUUAUGGCCGAUCUUAUGGACACACCUCCCCUUAUACGUAAUGUGGCUCUAAUCGGUCAUUUACAUCAUGGCAAAACAACAUUUGUCGAUUGUCUUAUACGUCAAACACAUCCACAAUUUGAAAUGAAUGAAGAACGUUCUUUGCGUUACACGGACACUUUGUUUACCGAACAGGAACGUGGAGUUAGUAUUAAAGCAACCCCCGUUACUUUGGUUUUGCAGGAUGUUAAGCAGAAAAGUUAUUUAAUGAAUAUAUUUGAUACUCCCGGUCACGUUAACUUUUCCGACGAGAUAACAGCUGCCAUGCGUAUGUGUGAUGGUGUGGUGGUAUUUGUUGAUGCCGCCGAAGGUGUAAUGUUGAAUACGGAGAGAUUGUUGAAACAUGCCGUUCAGGAGAAAAUGGCCAUAACAUUGUGUAUUAAUAAGAUCGAUCGCUUAAUCUUAGAACUAAAACUGCCUCCCCAAGAUGCCUAUUUCAAACUCAAACACAUUGUAGAAGAAGUCAACAGUUUGCUGAGCACUUACGGCAAUGCCGAAGAAACUACUUUGGUAUCGCCCAUCUUGGGUAAUGUUUGUUUUGCAAGUUCUCUAUAUGGCUUUUGUUUUACAUUGAAAUCUUUUGCCAAAUUAUAUGCUGACACCUAUGAGGGAGUUAAUUAUGUAGAAUUUUCGAAAAGACUCUGGGGCGAUAUGUAUUUCCAUAGCAAAUCACGUAAAUUCACUAAAAAACCUCCCCACAAUUCGGCUCAACGCAGUUUUGUUGAAUUCAUUUUGGAGCCUAUGUACAAAAUAAUAGCCCAGGUGGUGGGUGAUGUAGAUACCACUUUAGCCGAUACUUUGGCCGAGUUAAAUAUACGCAUUACCAAGGAAGAAAUGAAAUCAAAUAUACGUCCUCUACUGCGUUUGGUUUGUAAUCGCUUUUUGGGUGAUUUCAGUGGUUUUGUCAAUAUGUGUGUGGAACACAUAAAAUCUCCUUUGGAUAAUGCUAAAACCAAAGUAGAUCAUAUUUUUACCGGUCCCAAAGAGGGUGAUAUGUACCGUGAUAUGAUUGAGUGCAAUCAGAAUGGUUCACUAAUGGUACACAGUUCAAAAAUGUAUCCCACCGAUGAUUGCACAUUUUUCCAGGUUUUGGCUCGUGUUGUUUCUGGUACAUUGCAUGCUGGACAAGAAGUACGUGUUUUGGGUGAAAACUAUACUUUACAAGAUGAAGAAGAUUCACGAAUUCUGCAAGUUGGUCGCUUAUGGGUGUAUGAGGCUCGCUAUAAAGUUGAAUUAAAUCGGGUGCCAGCCGGUAAUUGGGUUCUCAUAGAGGGCAUAGAUCAGUGUAUAGUUAAAACUUCAACUAUAGUGGAUGUUAAGGCCACGGAAGAUUUGUACAUCUUUAGACCUUUGAAAUUUAAUACACAAAGUAUUAUUAAGAUUGCUGUUGAGCCUGUCAAUCCCUCUGAAUUACCCAAAAUGUUAGAUGGUUUACGUAAAGUCAACAAAUCUUAUCCCUUAUUAUCCACUCGAGUAGAGGAGUCUGGAGAACAUGUUAUUUUGGGCACUGGUGAACUAUAUUUGGAUUGCGUUAUGCAUGAUUUGCGUAAAAUGUAUUCUGAAAUCGAUAUAAAAGUUGCUGAUCCUGUUGUGGCUUUUUGCGAAACUGUAGUAGAAACUAGUUCCUUGAAAUGUUUUGCUGAGACGCCAAAUAAGAAAAAUAAAAUCACCAUGAUAGCAGAGCCCUUGGAAAAGGGUUUGGCAGAAGAUAUCGAAAAUGAAGUGGUUUCAAUAAAUUGGAAUAAGAAAAAAUUGGGAGAAUUUUUCCAAGUGAAUUAUGAUUGGGAUUUAUUGGCCGCCAGAUCUAUAUGGGCAUUUGGUCCCGACAACACUGGACCUAAUAUUUUGGUAGAUGAUACUUUACCUUCGGAGGUAGAUAAAAACUUAUUGACUUCUGUUAAAGAUUCCAUAGUGCAAGGUUUUCAAUGGGGUACCAGAGAAGGUCCCUUAUGUGAAGAGCCUAUUCGUAAUGUUAAGUUUAAAAUACUUGAUGCUGUUAUAGCCAAUGAGGCUUUACACAGAGGUGGUGGUCAGGUCAUACCUACCGCUAGACGUGUAGCAUACUCUGCAUUCCUUAUGGCAACUCCUCGUCUAAUGGAACCAUAUUUAUUUGUGGAAGUGCAAGCUCCCGCAGAUUGUGUGUCAGCUGUUUAUACGGUAUUGGCUAGAAGAAGAGGUCAUGUUACCCAAGAUGCUCCAGUUUCGGGUUCACCUAUCUAUACCAUAAAAGCUUUUAUACCCGCCAUUGAUUCCUUUGGUUUUGAAACCGAUUUACGUACCCAUACUCAAGGUCAAGCCUUCUGUUUGUCCGUCUUUCAUCAUUGGCAAAUUGUACCCGGUGAUCCUUUGGAUAAAUCUAUUGUCAUACGUCCACUUGAACCUCAACAGGCCUCACAUUUGGCUAGAGAAUUUAUGAUUAAAACACGAAGACGUAAAGGUUUAUCUGAGGAUGUUUCUAUUAAUAAAUUCUUCGAUGAUCCUAUGUUGUUGGAAUUGGCUCGUCAAGAUGUUUUACUAAAUUAUCCUCUAUAAGAAUAUGUGCUAUGCAUUUUUAUAUAACAAAUAUAUUUACGUAUAUUUAAGAUUCUGUUUUUAAAUAAAGUUAGUAAAACAGUA
Molecule: messenger RNA, 3154 nt
Organism: Lucilia cuprina (Australian sheep blowfly)
Lineage: Eukaryota; Metazoa; Arthropoda; Insecta; Diptera; Calliphoridae
Product: 116 kDa U5 small nuclear ribonucleoprotein component
Exons: 6
Coding region: 143-3070 (975 amino acids)
Biological process (GO): mRNA splicing, via spliceosome
Cellular component (GO): U4/U6 x U5 tri-snRNP complex; cytosol; U2-type catalytic step 2 spliceosome
Molecular function (GO): GTP binding; U5 snRNA binding; GTPase activity
Source: RefSeq, a predicted model, not a curated record